AUGCAGAACGCGUCCAAGGAGCAGCUUCUGGAGUUUCUGGCGUGGCAGAAAAAGAAGCUAGGAGACGCCGAGGCCGCAUGUGAGAGCCAUGUGGCUCGCGCCGAGGCGGCUGAGGCGCAGGCGAGUGAGUGUGGGGCGCGCAUGGAUGCGCUACUGGUGGGACUGGUCAAGCUUGUGCCGUCGGUGCUAGGUGCGUCUGCAGAGGGAGAGGCGGCCUUUGUGGCGGCGGUGGGCGGCGACGGCGAGGCGAGGCCGUCUGACGCGGCGCUCAAGGCAGCGGCGAACGACGUAGAUGGCGUAGUGGCCCGCAUCGGUCGCCACCUUGGCGCCUUGGUCACAGCCAACGACUCGCUGGAGGAGGAGAUGACAUCGUUGGUCAUGGCCCAGGCUGAGCUGCAGACUGCUGUCGAGGAGGCGCAAGCGCGCGAGGCCGAGCUCGAGCAGGCUGUCCAGCGAGGUGCAGAUGCUGAGGCAGGCCUUGCCGAGCUCAGAGCCAAGCUGGAGGCUGCCGAGUCCAAAGUCGAGGACUGUGAGAUGCAGAUGGAGGAGCUCGAGCUCGCGGUCUCGUCGCGCGACGUUGAUCUGAAUCGGCUUGAAAGUGAGCUGGCCGCUGCACAACAGGCUCUCAAGAACGAGCGCGAUGCCCGGGUGAGUGCAGACACGAACCGCAAGGACGUGGCUAGUCGGGCUACUCAGCUGGAGAAGGCUGUCGAGGCUGCCACUGGUGAGCGUGAUGCUGCAACCGCGCGACUCGACGAGCUGACAUCGCAGCUCGCAGCCUCACAGGCCCGUAUUACCGAGUUGAACGCCGUUGUUGUCAGCAUUUCCGACGAGCGCAAUGCGGUGGUUGCUGACCUCGCCACCGCCGAGUCUCGCAUCUCUGAGCUGGGAGCUGCAGUUGCCAGCAUUACGGAAGAGCGGGGUGCAGCGGUCGCUGACUUUGCCGCCGCCCAAGCUCGCAUCGCCGAGCUCGAGUCCACACUCGCCAGUGUCAAGGCGGAGCGGGUUGCAGAGGACAAUGGCCUCACCGCCGCUCAAGCUCGCAUCGCCGAGCUCGAGUCCACACUCGCCAGUGUCAAGGCGGAGCGGGUUGCAGAAGACAAUGGCCUCACCGCCGCUCAAGCUCGCAUCGCCGAGCUCGAGUCCACACUCGCCAGUGUCAAGGCGGAGCGGGUUGCAGAAGACAAUGGCCUCACCGCCGCUCAAGCUCGCAUCGCCGAGCUCGAGUCCACACUCGCCAACAUCACGGCAGAACGCGAUGCCGCCACCCCCCCUACCCCUCCCGACGACACUCGGCUCGCCGCCGCGCAAGCCCGCAUCGCCGAGCUCGAGUCCACACUCGCCAACAUCACGGCAGAACGCGAUGCCGCCACCCCCCCUACCCCUCCCGACGACACUCGGCUCGCCGCCGCGCAAGCCCGCAUCGCCGAGCUCGAGUCCACACUCGCCAACAUCACGGCAGAACGCGAUGCCGCCACCCCCCCUACCCCUCCCGACGACACUCGGCUCGCCGCCGCGCAAGCCCGCAUCGCCGAGCUCGAGUCCACACUCGCCAACAUCACGGCAGAACGCGAUGCCGCCACCCCCCCUACCCCUCCCGACGACACUCGGCUCGCCGCCGCGCAAGCCCGCAUCGCCGAGCUCGAGGCCUCCAUGGCCACCAUGGUCGAAGCUUCGUUCGCCACAGAGCUGCAGCAAAACAUGGCAACGCUGAUGGCCAACACCCAGACCAUCCAGCAGAACUUCCAGUCGGCUCUCGCCGCCAAGGACGCCCGCCUUGCAGACGUACAGCGGGCGCUUAAGGCUCUCGACGCCCGGACCACCGCGACUGUCACCCGCGCUGCCGAGCGCAUCUCGGCCCAAAACGCGCUCAUCGCUGACCUCCACGCCAAGCUCCGUGCCCUCAACGAGCUCAACCUCCAGCUCCGUACUCAGAUGACAACAUGAAUUUACGCGCGAACAUUGGUCCGGUCCGCAAACGGCACCGCCCGCUCGACGGACUUGACCGUCGCGGCCGGCGCGCUCCGCGGCUCGCUUCCCAUCAGCGACCGGUCAAGGUGCGCCUUGACUGUCCGGAACUCGACCUCAAACUUCGCCUUCUUCCCGUCGAGCGCCGCCGCCUCCGCCGCCAGCCGCGCCUGCGCUGCCGCGAGCUCGCUUGUCUGCGUGCUCACCAUCGCCUCGCGCGCCGCCACCUGCUGCUCCCGGAACUCAAGCGCGUCCUCGGCCUCAGCCAUCUCGGAGAGGUUGAGGCAGUCGGGCGCGUCAAAGGCCCUGCCGGGACCUGCUGCAGGUGUGAGGAGCACCUUUUCCAGCGCAUGGAUCCGGUCCUGCGCCUCGAGACACCCGGGACACGGGCCGGUCGCCGCCACUGGCGCUGCAACUGGCG
Messenger RNA from Thecamonas trahens ATCC 50062, 2389 nucleotides. RefSeq lists its product as uncharacterized. The coding region runs from base 1 to 1947 and encodes 648 amino acids. The transcript has 2 exons. Lineage: Eukaryota; Apusomonadida; Apusomonadidae. The record is from RefSeq and is a predicted model, not a curated record.